AACCACGGAACGUGGAUAGUUCCUAAAAUGGCGGCGGUUUCUGCCAGUGUUGAGUGAAACUUUCUUCAUUUUAGCUAAUAUUUGGCGCUUUUCUAACGCGUUCUGUCGACUGCGGGCACGUGUUUAGUAAUAUAAACUUUAUCGCGACACAGAGGCGCGUGACAGCGGUCGUUAGGGGACAGCGACGUCAUCCUGGGUUCCGUUUUUGAUCGACAAACCGCUGGGCUUCCCUCGAAGUUGACGGUGGCUGAGUGCCUGACAUUGCGAUCAUACCGACUGUUGUUGUCAUCAGAUAGCUGAACGCGGAACCAUCAGCUGAGACCAGACGUCGCCGAGUAGCUAGCUAACGAUUCGAUUCGGCGGACGGAGUUAGGGCAGGUCGAAGAUCUCGAGGCCGUGUCACGUCAGCUGUCAGUGGGAACAGAGAGGUAGUGUUGGAUGUCACCACGGCGCAGUGUCAGGCGGGAUUUGGUUUGCUAGCAUCGUCCAUCCUGGCAAAUCAAAUGGAGAAGCUCCAGGACCUUAGCCAAUCAGAGCUACAGGAUCUCCUGGACAACCCGGACAGGGUGGAGUCUAUGGCUCUGGAGUCUGAUGAGAUUCAGAAUAUUCAGUUGGAGAGAGAGAUGGCACUGGCAGCAAAUCGCAGCCUGGCUGAGCAAAACCUGGACAUGAAGCCUCGCCUGGAGUCUCAGAAGGAGGUGCUGGUGGAGAGAUACUCUCAGCUGGAGGCUGUCAGAGAAACCUACAGACAGCACUGCUCCAUGAGAGAUGGGAUGGUGGGUCAGGUGUCUCCAGAGGCGUUGUUCUCCAGACUACAGACAGAGGGCAGCAAAACCGAGGCAGAGUCAGAGGCUCUGGCUGAUGAGUUUCUGGAGGGCUCUCUCCCAUUGGAUUCCUUCCUCGACCGCUUCCUCUCCCUGCGUUCCCUCGCUCACAAAAGACGGGUGCGGAUAGAGAAACUCCAGGACAUCCUGCGACAGAGGAGCGAGGGCAAUCCCACCACCAUGACAUCAUCAGUAGGCGUCAGCCAGGACCCCGCCACCACACCCUCCCCGUGGGAUCAACAGACAACAACCGCGACGACGACAAAUCAGCAGCAGCCGAACUCCAAACCUCAGUCCUCCAGUUACCAAAACGCCUCUCAGCCGGCGUCCUCGUCCGCAGGGUGCUCCUCCGGCCUCCCCUACAGUCCCUACCCUGUCUCCCCACCCAACCCUCCCCCUGCAGCAGCGGCGGCAGCGGCAGGCUCCGGUCCGGCCAACCCCUCGUCACAGUUCCCUCCCUACCCAGGUUCCGGCUCCCCUUUCGCCCCAGCAGGGAGCUACCCCAGCCCCAGGCCCGCUUUUGGGCCCGUGGCUUCGGCCUCCUGCCCUUACCCGACCCAACCCUCAUUCCCUGCCCCACACCCAGGCUCAGCGUUUGGCCAGUACACCCCCAGCCACCCCCAGAGCGGCCCCGCACCCUACCCGGCCUCCUACAGCUACGGCGGCUACAGCUACCCCGCCGGGCCCAGCUAUUCCAAUUCUCAGUCACCAACGGGGAGACCCAUCUACAGACCAGGAUAUGGAGUUCCACAGCCAUACUCCUGAAAGCACUACUGCUCCUAUGUCUCAAAUCUUCUUCUCAAUCCUUCCCUUCCUCACUGUCUCCCCCUUCUCUCCUCCCUCCCAGAGCUCUCUCUCUCUCUCCUUUGUCUUUUUACCUUUUCUGCCCUCCCUCUUCCUGUCCACCAUACUCCCAGAUUCAACAGGUGUCUUGCUUUACUUAUCUUUGUUGCACUAUUUCUAUGUCUCUCUCUCUCUCUCUCUCUCUGUCUCUCUCUUCUUUCUCUUUCUCUCUCUUUCUCUUUCCUUUUCCCUCCCUCUGUCAUCCUAUAACCCCCCACUAGUCUCAGGUUGUUGCGUUGUGUUUAAAUGUUAAAACACUUGUAUAUGGCCCAUCAUGCACUCACUCUCCUCCUUGUCUCCAUCACUCCCUUUUACCUGAUCUUCCAUUUCAAGUGUGUGUGUGUGUGUGUGUGUGUGUGUGUGUGUGUGUGUUGCUAUUUGGCAAUCAGACAGACCUUACAAACACACAAGUGCACCCCACAAGACAAAAACAUGACAGAGAUCAGUGUUUGUAACACAACAUCAGUGUCCAGUAGCUCUGUGACCAGAAUCUGUCAGCUUCACAUUGUUAUUCAAGAGCACAGUCUGCACGGAGAAGCAGCUCCUGAUGGAAGGUUUACGUCCUAGUUUUAUCUCCACAGGGGCUCAGUGGACGAGUGAGUGGCUGUCACAGUAUGGCUCCUACAUUAGGUUCAUUUAAUAUGCAGGGUUUGAGCUGUAGCUGCCUCGUAUAUCGGCUCUUCCAGGCUCCAAACAUAGACGUGUCAGGUGAUAAGAGUGGCAGGUAAAGUUCAUGAUACACAGUUACCUGUGGACAGUGGGCAGAAGAUUCACCAGUAAGUCCAGAAACCAGUCACUCUUUAUUUUCUUUAACCAAAGACAAUGACACUGCUUUGUUUUGUUUCCUUGAAUUUAACAUUGACAGAUGAAGUGAACUGCAGAGUUUGUUGCUCAGGCAAAGCUGACUGUUGAACUACUGUAGCUGACGAGCUAACUGCUAACACACUGGGAACUAGACAGCAGCCCCAGCUACAGGUGUCCUCUCUCUUUUAGCUCUGUUUUUGGUCUCUUAUGGAUUUCAAAGGGAUAUCUGGUUGUUUAGCUGCUAAAUACUCCACUGCGCUCGGUCUCUACGAGCUGUGUCUGUCUGCUGUUUGCCGCUGAACCAGAUAGUGCUUCAUCAGAGCUUUUCUCUGAAAACAGCUGCUGCUGCUGCUGCUGGAUAAAUGGUUGGUGUGGGUGGAGUUUAGCAAUGUGCUAAAGGAGGUAUUUGAAAGAGCAUGGUAAUAAUAGUUAGUGGGUUUGUCACUGCAAGCGACACCUUUUACUGCAGCUUAAAGAAAUGGAUGUCCUUCCUGUUUGUAGUGAAUUCAAAUGUUUAAGACCUCCCCAAGAUUUUAUCUCCAUUUCUUGGUGCAGCUGGACACAGAGGCAGCUUUCAUUUCCAGUUGUUUGCAGAUGUUUGGUACCAUCUGUUUGUAGUUUCAAACCGCUAGGAAGACAAAGUGAGACAGGAGCACUAGCAGAUGAUUUUAAAAUGUUAUAGCAUGUGUUGCUGUAGAAGGCAUCUUAGAUUGCCCACUUGUCCGAUGAAGUAUUUCUGAGUCUUACGGCUGUCUUCACCUUUCAGAAGCUUGGGUCCCCCGUUUAGGAGACCUGGAGGUGGGAUUAGACCAGGCCAGGCCUGUGUAUCAACAAAUCCCCUCUGAUGAAGUGUGUGUUAAAACCUCACAGUCUUCUGUGUGUUAGAGGUGAAAUAUAGAUAGUGUGGUGUGCUGUCCUCAUCUCGCUCACCCUCCUCCUCUGUCCUCACCUCCGCUCCUCCUCUCUACAUCUGCUUGUUGAACAUGAACUGAUGCUUGACAAUGAUUACCAGAAGAAUAUAGUUUUAUUUCUAUAAGUUCACACUAUCAGUGAGAAUACAUGUGGUCUGUAUAGUUCUAUUGAGUGAAAAUAUAAAGGUUGGCGAUCAA
Molecule: messenger RNA, 3580 nt
Organism: Lates calcarifer (barramundi perch)
Lineage: Eukaryota; Metazoa; Chordata; Actinopteri; Centropomidae
Product: vacuolar protein sorting-associated protein 37C
Exons: 5
Coding region: 504-1589 (361 amino acids)
Biological process (GO): protein targeting to membrane; ubiquitin-dependent protein catabolic process via the multivesicular body sorting pathway; protein targeting to vacuole
Cellular component (GO): ESCRT I complex
Source: RefSeq, a predicted model, not a curated record